AUGGACAGGGCAAAAGCCCUGUCUCCAAGGAUGCUCCAGGCAAACAUGCGGCCAGCACCUACCCUGCUUUGGCUGGUGGCUGUCUGGGUAUUUGCAUGGGAUAUGGCAGGGGCUAUGGCAGUUCGAAGGCAAAGCCAUUCCUCGGAACCAGCCACCACGCCAUGGCUGCCAUUCCGGACCGUACCCGAUAAAGGCCAGGUCCCCGCCGACAGGGGGCGCCCACUGCGCGCGGGAGAAAGCCCCCGCUCCCCUGCCGCACAGCUGAGCCUCCGCAGCCCUGGGCCGUCCGCUAAGGCCUCGGGCCGCUGCCUCCCGGCGGCCGCCCCCAGCCCCGCUGCGCCGGCAGGAUUUGGCCCCUCCGGGCAGCUCAGUGGCCCUAAGGGAGCAGGCUCGCACCCUGACCGCCUCUGGCAGAUACAGAUCUGUGGAUCCAGAGUGGCUUCUGUGGUAGCUGAGAAGUAUUUCGAGGCUCUUGGCUCAGUGUCUUGGCAGCAAUUUGAUCUGAAGAUGGCAUCCAGGGUGCUGUGGGGCAGCCUAAGCCUGCUUCGCCUGGCGUGGUGUCUCCUUCCACAGACAGGCUACGUGCACCCAGAUGAGUUCUUCCAGUCACCUGAGGUCAUGGCAGAGGACAUCCUGGGCAUAGAGGCCGCCCGGCCCUGGGAGUUUCAGCCCAGCAGCUCCUGCCGCACGGUGGUCUUCCCGCUGCUGACCUCUGGCUCUGCCUUCUGGCUGCUCAGGCUGUGGGAAGAGCUGGGGCCCUGGCCUGGCCGAGUGAGUGGCUAUGUGCUGCUGGUGGGGCCCCGGCUCCUCCUCACGGCCCUCUCCUUUGCCCUGGACGUGGCCGUGUACCGCCUGGCCCCACUGUGGAAGGCGGAGCGCUGGAAUGCCCUGGCCCUGCUGUCUGGUUCCUACGUCACCCUUGUCUUCUACACAAGGACCUUCUCCAACGCCAUCGAGGGACUACUCUUUGCAUGGCUGCUGGUAUUGGUAUCCCCUCGUGUAGCUUGGAGCCCCUCACCCAAGAAGCCUGCUCCAGGCACGUGGUGGCACAGCUGGCUUCUCGGGGGCAUCGUGACUGCUGGCUUCUUCAACCGACCCACCUUUCUGGCCUUUGCUCUGGUCCCUGUCUUCCUCUGGGGCAUCUGUGGAGCCACAGGCCCUGCCUUCAAGUCACUGACCAAGGACGCCCUGGGGCUCCUCCCAGGAGCAACCCUCACAGCAGCAGUGUUUGUGGCUGUGGACAGCUGGUAUUUCUCCAGUCCAUCUAGAUCCAGUUCCCUUGUCCUUACACCUGCCAACUUCUUGCACUACAACCUAGACCCUCAAAACCUGGCGAGGCAUGGCACACAUUUGCGGCUCACUCACCUGGCAGUCAAUGGCUUCCUGCUCUUUGGGAUUCUGCAUGCCCAGGCCCUGCAGGCUGGGUGGCAACACCUCCAAGGCUGCCUCCAGGCCUUUGUACAAAUGGGCUUCCUGAGGGUGCUGGAUGCCCGGAGCCUGCUGUCCAGCCCCAGGUCUCACCUCCUGCUCCUCUACUUCAUGCCCCUGGCCUUGCUGUCCGCUUUUAGCCACCAGGAGCCUCGGUUCCUGAUCCCCCUUCUGGUCCCCCUGGUCCUGCUUUGUAGUCCACAGACCCAACCUGUGCCCUGCAAGGGCAUCCUGGUCUUCUUCAAUGCUCUGGGUGCCCUCUUCUUUGGCUGCCUGCACCAGGGGGGCCUAGUGCCUGGCUUGGAGCACCUGGAGCGGGUGGUUCAUUCACCUGUGCUGCCAAAUGUACCUACCCACUACACGCUCCUCUUCACUCACACCUACAUGCCUCCUCGGCACCUCCUGCACCUCCCAGGUCUGGGGUCACCUGUGGAGGUAGUGGACAUGGGUGGGACUGAGGAUUGGGUUCUGUGCCAAGCCCUGAACAACUUCACCAGACAACCAGCCUGCCAGGUGGCGGGUGGGCCAUGGCUCUGCCGCCUUUUUGUGGUGACCCCUGGCACCACCAGGCCUGCCAUGGAGAAGUGCAGCUUUCCCCUCAAGAGUGAGACACUUGUGUUUCCCCACUUGACCCUAGAGGACCCACCAGCCCUGUCCUCCCUGCUGAGGGGCGCUUGGAGGGACCAUCUCAGCCUUCACAUCCUGGAGCUGGGGGAGAAGCCUGACAACACGACAGAGAAUCCGCUGCUGUAGGUGAAGAAGGCACCACCCA
Miniopterus natalensis is the source of this 2200-nucleotide messenger RNA. It is a transcript of the gene PIGZ, whose product is annotated as phosphatidylinositol glycan anchor biosynthesis class Z (Gwada blood group). NCBI's taxonomy places the organism in Eukaryota, Metazoa, Chordata, Mammalia, Chiroptera, Miniopteridae. The record is from RefSeq and is a predicted model, not a curated record. Gene Ontology annotation, molecular function: alpha-1,2-mannosyltransferase activity. Gene Ontology annotation, biological process: GPI anchor biosynthetic process. Gene Ontology annotation, cellular component: endoplasmic reticulum membrane.